Bacidia gigantensis is the source of this 3087-nucleotide messenger RNA. RefSeq lists its product as uncharacterized. The transcript has 3 exons. Gene Ontology annotation, cellular component: nucleolus. Gene Ontology annotation, molecular function: transcription factor binding; rDNA binding. The record is from RefSeq and is a predicted model, not a curated record. NCBI's taxonomy places the organism in Eukaryota, Fungi, Ascomycota, Lecanoromycetes, Lecanorales, Ramalinaceae. Bases 1 to 3087 code for a protein of 1028 amino acids. Gene Ontology annotation, biological process: regulation of DNA-templated transcription.
AUGACGAAAAUAUCAGACACUACGUCGAGGAAAAGACGCAGAGAAGAUCUAUCAAGUCAUAUGCAUUUAGUUGAAAUUUUUGAGGAUCUUGCAGACCUAGAUGAAACGAUCCGGCUUGAAGCUGCUCAUUCACUAGUAGCUCAACACAUUAUCGAUAAUCACAGUGCUUCCCGUGGCCACGAGAUUUACCAGAUAUUGAAGAGACUCAUAAGAGGUCUCUGCAGCGGUCGCAAAGCUGCUCGUAUUGGGUUUUCAGUCGCCCUGACCGAGAGCUUAAUCAAGACGUUUGAGCACGUCCCAAAUGACUCGUCUGCUUGGCCGAGUGUCUCUGGUGUUCUCAAUGUGCUAAGAGAGCAGACCACUGCUACUGGUGGACUUUCGAGCCAGGUGAGUGACGAGGCUCAACGCGUCGGUUUUUCCCAAUCUGAUGCCUCUUUAAAGGAAGAACGAGACUACUCUCUGGGGCGCCUCUUUGGUGCCGAAGCUAUCAUUCGAGCUAACAUAAUUGAAACCAAGUCUGGCGAAGCAUCUGCCUGGGAGGCAAUUGUGGAUCUCAUACUAGGUCUUGCGAGAGACAAGGAAUGGCUGAGAGAGGAGUGCGGGUACGUGCUUUAUCGUACGAUCCAAGAAUCCAACAUUCCAAGCGAUGAGCCACGCUUGGUCGAAGUAAUUGCAGAGAAGUUUAGAGCCUUUGGUCUGGCCCAAACUCCUGAGGGCGUCGCAACAUGGAUUGCUGCUUUAUUAAAGCAUCCUACAAGACAGCUCCCAUGUGACACCUGGCGCGAGGGUAACCCAUUGAGCCGCAAAAAUAAAACUCAACUUUGCCAAGUCAUGAAGCAAGCUUUUGCAAAAGGUGAAAAUGAAGACGCUACUUCGGCUUCCGCACAAAUUGGUCAUUGGAAUGCUAAGAUUCACUUCGCCUGGUCUGUCAUUCUUUCUUAUAUGGGGGUUUCCCAGAAAGGAGAUUUAGAAAAGGAUCAUCAAGGAUCUCACGACCUCCUGAGCUUUCAGGAGUUUUGGGACGGAUGUGUUGAUUCGAGUCUUUUUCAUCCAUCUUCCUCGUUGGAACGAAAGUAUUGGGGCUUCUUGCUCUUUCAGCAGUGCAUUAAGGAAGUUCCAUGCCCAAAGCUUGAUUCUUUAUUCAGUAACAACUUCAUGCAAUGCCUGGUUAAUCACUUAGCUUCAUCGGACCGAUAUUUACAUCGAGCAGCUAAGCGGACACAAGAGGCCAUUCUAAGUAGGGCCAGCGUGGAGCAUUGUGUCAUUCCCAAAAUACUUUCGUGCAUUUCAGCUGCUUCUGGGGGUGAGCUUAACUUCGACGGCAAGACAAAAACAAAGACUGUCGAGAAAUUAAUGUCAAAAGCUGCCCUAACGGAACCGCAGCCCAUUGUUGAAUUCUAUGACGCAGUGAUGCAGCAGCAGCUUGCUAGGGGAGACGUAAAAGCUGCGCUCACGGGGCAAAAGCUUCUCGUCGAUCAUGUCGCUGCUGCCCUCAAAGCUGCCUCUGAACAUGUUUCCGGUAAUAUUGCUGCCAGAGGCUUCGUUCGGGGAGCUCUUUACAUCCUCGGCAAGUAUGCAUAUAUUGACGUGAGCUCUGGCUCAGGGAAUGGAGAUGCCACGUUGCCCGAUGAAGCCUUCGCAAGCUUUCGCUCCUUGGUAAGAGCGCGUUUGUCUUCUUGUCUAACAUAUCUUGUGGACAAAGUUCCUGCCAUUCAACAAGUCACCUACACACUCAUAUGCGAUCUCAACGGCCACGAGAGCGAACAUAGAUCCUCAAGGCUUUUACAUAGAGCUGAUACGAGCGUGAAACGUUCGUUAGAAAAAGCUCUCGCAAAGUUGAGUAAGCUAGAUCGCGAAAUUAGGGCAGGCUCGCCAAACCAGAAAAUGUUGCAGUCUGCCAUGCUUUUGCUUUCAUUGAUUGUCCUACAGGUUUAUAAUGAAGACGUCGAUGCAGCCAGACUGCUGGAUGAAUUGAAUGAAGCUUUUGACAAACGAGGAGAUCAUGGUGACAUAGCUAUCGUACUACAAGAAUCCAGUACCCUUGUCGAUAUUCUUCUGAGUUUCGUAUCGAAACCGUCACUCCUUUUUCGUCGCAUCUCAAAUCAGGUAUUUAGCUCAUUCACUGACUGUGUCGACGAAAUUGGCCUACGAUACUUGUUCAAGGUCCUCAAUACGAAAGAGACCUUGGCCGGCCAGGACGAAGUCUUUGAUCAAGAAGAAGCAGAAGUAGAAGCAGAAGGAGAAGAGGAAGAGUUUGGUGAGGGCGACAUAGAGACGGACUGUUCUUCAAAUGUUGAAGACGGCAAAGACAAAAUUGAGAUUUCUCGAGACUCAUCUACUUUUGAAGAUGAGCAUAGCGACACAGCAAUGGAAUUUCUAUCCUCGGAACUCUCUAAUGAUGAUCAGGGAGAGGAUGACCCGGAGGAAUUGGCAGUAUUUGACCUCAAACUAGCUCAAGCGUUAAAAACGCAUACUUCCCAGGUGGACGGUGAGACCUCGUCAUCGAACGGAGACAUGAACGAUGACCAAAUGGGGGAGCUCGAUGAGCAAUUAGAGCAUAUGUUCCGGGAACGCAAGAAGACUACAAACAGAAAGAACGAGCAAAGAAGAGCGAGAGAAACAAUUGUUAAUUUCAAAUGUAGAGUCUUGGAGCUGCUUGACGUGUACCUCAAACAGGAGCAUGCCAAUCCGCUCGCCUUGAAGGUCAUUCUCCCUCUUCUGCAGCUUGCAAGAAAAUCGGGCAGCCCACUUGUAUCCCGAAAAGCCUGUGACCUUAUCCGAGAAUACUCACGCCGAUGUAGAGGUGAUGGAAUUGCUAGAAUAGCAGAUUCAGCAUCCGCAAUGGAACUUCUGGGCUCGAUACAUGAAGAAGCUGCUAAAGAAGCUUCAAAUGCACACGCAGGUGCAUGCAGCCAAGCGAGUAUUUUGGUGGUCAGGACGUUGGCCGCUUUGGACAGAGAGUACCUUCGUCAGGUGGUCAGGUUGUAUGCAAACUCGCAAGAAAGGUCAUUGCUCGACGCUGGUUUCAAAAUCAAAGCAGCGUUCUUUAAAGACUGGCUAAACUGGUGCAGCAAUGCGCCGAAGUGA